Fusarium sp. VM40 is the source of this 1029-nucleotide messenger RNA. Lineage: Eukaryota; Fungi; Ascomycota; Sordariomycetes; Hypocreales; Nectriaceae. The record is from the annotation of a GenBank genome assembly.
AUGUCAAGCUACCAAGCCCAGCAUGCCGACCCAGCGGGACCCGGGGACAGCCGGCCGACUGCACUACAAAUCAUCAAAGACGAAGGUCUUGUUGGGAAGUUGACGGGCAAGGUCGUCUUCAUCACAGGCGCCAACCAGGGCAUCGGCCUUGAGAGUGCACGCGCCCUGUACGAAACCGGAGCGACCAUCUACAUGGGAGUCAGAGACCUUGAAAAGGGCCAAAAGGCCAUUGACGACAUCCUGUCAACCGCAACCAAGCCGGAUUCCAAGUCUCUGCACCUUAUUGAGAUGUCUCUUGACUCUCUCGACUCGGUCCGAGCUGGUGCCAAGGCCUUCCUAGCCCAGUGCUCCCAGCUGAAUAUCCUUCUACUCAACGCCGGAGUCAUGGCUACACCCCAGGGCCUCACUAAGGAUGGAUUUGAGACUCAGUUUGGCAUCAAUCAUGUCGGCCACUUCUUGCUUUUCGAACUACUGAAGUCUACUCUUCUGGCCAGUAGCACCCCGGCCUUCAACUCACGCGUGGUGCUGCUCUCGUCAUUGGCCCACAGAUUCAACGGCGUUCGGUUCCACGACAUCAACUUCAAUGAGGAAGGUUCCUAUGACCCCAUGGUUGCUUAUGGGCAAGCGAAGACUGCCAACCUGUUGAUGGCAAACGAAAUUGAAAGACGAUAUGGCUCCCAGGGCCUUCAUGGUCUUGCCGUUCACCCGGGCAUUGUUGGUACAAACUUGGGCCAGUAUCUCGACCCAAGCGUCAUGAAGAGCAUGGCUGAGGACAAGAACAGCUUCAAACUGAUGAAAGAUAUUCCUCAGGGCGCAGCUACUUCAGUCCUUGCAGCCGUAGGUCUUGGUUGGGAAGGACGCGGAGGUCGCUACAUUGCUGACUGCGCAGAGCAAGGCCCUGCAAAGGAUGGCGCCUCGGCGUGGGACAUGUCCGAUCAGGGGUAUGCACCUUGGGCAUUCAAUGAAGAGAACGCUAAGAAGCUGUGGGCCCUCUCGAACAAGCUUGUAGAAAAGUGGAUUGUGGUGUAG